AUGGCCGAGCAAUCUGAGGAGAAGCAAGCCCCAUCCGAGUGGGUGAAGAUUGUGUCCAGAAACGAUGGACACACGUUUAUUGUGCCUCGCGAAGUUGCCAUGACCAGCGGUUUCCUUCGCCACACCUUUGAUCCAGAAGGCAUGUCGACUCCCGAGCCGUAUCGGCGCCACCUCACCGUCGACAGAGCGAUAAUUGUGGAAAAAGUGAUGGAGUAUCUCUCACAUAAACACCUUUAUGGUAAAGCGGAUGCAAGAGAAGAGAUUCCCGACUUUCAGGAAAGAAUUCCCCCGGACAUUGCACUCGAACUGCUUAUGGCGGCAGAUUUUCUCGAAACAUGA
This is a messenger RNA of Serendipita indica DSM 11827, 339 nucleotides long. NCBI's taxonomy places the organism in Eukaryota, Fungi, Basidiomycota, Agaricomycetes, Sebacinales, Serendipitaceae. The record is from the annotation of a GenBank genome assembly.